AUGCGAGGCCUCCUCCUUGUCCUCGCCGAGCCUGGCACCUCCGUUCCUGUGGCCGAAUUCAACGACUGGUACGACGACGAACACGUCCCCCUGCGCAUCCCCAUCCCGGCCUUCCACACCUGGUCCCGCUGGGUAGCUCUCGACAACCACAAACCCAGCUACCUCGCCUGCUACAACCUCACCGAUCCCGAUGCGAUCAACCAACCGCCGUACUCCGAUCUCGCCAACACCCGCAGCGAGCGCGAGACGUCCAUCCUCGCCCGCAUCGCCCUCCUCGACCGGCGUGGCUACUCCUCCCUCCCCGUCCCGAUUCCCCCAAAGCCGGACUACGACCCCCAUUCUCCGGGGCCGUUUAUCGCCGUCAUCUUCUCCCACGUCGCGCCCGACCACGAGGAGGAUCUGAACCGGUGGUAUGACGAGGAGCACGUCGCGGCGAUCGCGAAGACGCCGAGCUGGGUGCGCUCCACGCGCUUCGUCUACCGCGACGGCGGCGUUUUUGGCACAGACGACUCGCUUAAGCCCAAUGGCGAAGAGCCCGCCAAGUAUCUCGCCGUCCACGAGUUCAGCGCCGACGGCUUCGACCAGACGGAGGAGAUGAAGGCGGCGCUGUCGACGCCGUGGUCGCAAAGGAUCUUCGCGAGCGCGCUGUUGAUGGAGGUGCGGCAUUUCAAGCUUCUGCGGACGUGGAAGAGGGACUGA
Molecule: messenger RNA, 699 nt
Organism: Epithele typhae
Lineage: Eukaryota; Fungi; Basidiomycota; Agaricomycetes; Polyporales; Epitheliaceae
Exons: 1
Coding region: 1-699 (232 amino acids)
Source: RefSeq, a predicted model, not a curated record